ACUGUCAGGUGGUCUUGUGUGUCACAGAUACAAAACACAUCCUACUAUAAAUCGUUCUGUGGUAUGUUACGCGCACCCUGUUUGUGACUCAAAAUGAUGAUGUAGCAGAAGACAUGAUUAAAUAAAUACCUAUUUUGUUUGCUUCCUAUUAAAUUGUUAAUGCUUAUCAGAGUGAUAAGGGCCCAGUGUUUCCUGGAUACUGUGUAUUGCUGGAUAUUCAGACUCCCUUACUGCUUAGCUGAGACAACACAGCACACCACCCCAUCGUUUGCAUUUGUAUCAUUUGUUUGAGUGAAAUAACGUAGAAACGGUAAUGAUUUUGCGUGAGUGAGAGGCUUGCCAGUAGCAGAAUUCUACAGGAGGAUGAAUACAGAGGAAUUGGAGCUGUUGACUGACUCCAAAUACAGGAACUAUGUAGCAGCUGUGGACAAAGCCCUUAAAAACUUUGAGUACUCCAGCGAAUGGGCAGAUUUGAUAUCCGCUCUGGGGAAGCUGAACAAGGUUUUGCAGAACAACGCCAAGUAUCAGGUUGUUCCCAAAAAGCUCACGAUAGGCAAAAGGCUUGCGCAAUGUCUUCACCCAGCGCUGCCCAGUGGAGUCCACCGCAAGGCUCUGGAGACCUACGAGAUCAUUUUCAAAAUCAUCGGACCAAAGCGGCUGGCCAAGGAUCUCUUUCUGUACAGCUCUGGACUGUUUCCUCUUCUUACCAAUGCUGCCAUGUCUGUGAAGCCUGCACUGCUCGGCCUGUAUGAGGUCUACUACCUGCCCUUGGGUAAAACACUGAAGCCAGGUUUGCAGGGGCUGUUAACUGGAGUGCUGCCGGGUUUGGAAGAGGGAUCAGAAUACUAUGACAGAACCAAUACCUUGCUGGAGAAGGUGGCUGCAGCUGUGGAGCAGUCUGCUUUCUACAGUGCUCUGUGGGGCAGCAUCCUGACCAGCCCUGCAGUCAGAUUGCCAGGAGUCACAUUCGUGCUCUUUCAUCUUAACCGAAAGCUUUCAAUGGAAGACCAGCUAUACAUCAUUGGCAGUGACAUUGAGCUAAUGGUGGAAGCAGUAAGCGUCUCCGUACAGGACUCCAGUGUGCUUGUGCAGAGGAGUACGCUGGACCUCAUACUGUUCUGUUUUCCAUUCCACAUGAGUCAGGCAACCCGUACAGAUAUGAUCUGGAUCCUGUCGGCAGCAUUGCAUGUUGUACUGCGCAGAGACAUGUCCCUCAAUCGCCGGCUUUAUGCAUGGCUUCUUGGCUUCGACAACAACGGUGUCAAAACAGGCCCCAGGAGUACACGGCACAGUAACCCUGAAGAACAUGCCACCUACUAUUUCAAUACCUUCUCUAAGGAUAUGUUGGUUCAGGCAAUGGUGGGGAUUCUGCAGGGUAAAGCAGUCGGAGGAGAAGAGGAGAGUGUGCUCAUGCAUGACCUUAAACCUUUCCGCAUCUUAAUUAGUCUUUUGGACAAACCAGAACUAGGGCCUGCCAUUUUGGAAGAUGUGCUGAUUGAAGUAUUCAGGACGCUGCAUACACAGUGCAAAGCUGAAUUGGACUUGCAAACGCAGUCUCCUUUCUGUAAAGACCGCACACAGUUGAGCAGCAAGCUGCGGGAGAAUAAGAAAACUGCCGAACUGAUUAAAACUGCGAACCUCCUGUUCAACUCAUUUGAACCGUACUACAUGUGGGAUUAUAUUGCUCGCUGGUUUGAGGAGUGUUGCAGGAGGACUCUAAAUGCAAGGCUGCAGGCUGGACCUGGUGGCACCAGUGAAGCAUCAGAACUGACCCUGGUAGAAUUCUGUCAGCUGGUCGACUUCCUGUUAGAUAUAGUAUCCUUGCCUACUAGAAGUAUGAGAGUGAUCUGUCAGGAAACAUACAUUGAAAUCCAGACAGAGCACCUGCCCCAGCUGCUGCUGCGGAUGGUCUCAGCCCUGACUAGUCACCUCCAGGCGCUGGGGCUGGCGGAGCUGACGGACUGCUUGCGGCUCUGCUCCAAGAUCCUUAGUAAGGUCCAGCCACCCUUGGUGUCGCCCGAAGCGGAGGGCAGUUUGCCGUUUACAUCUGGGCAACCGAGCUCUGCCAGAGAGAAGGAAGAGAAGAAGAUCAUCCCAUUCUCCCUGGAAAAUGCCAGCGAGGUCUUUGAAGACAGCGAGAAUACCCUGAGCAGUCGCUCCUCUGAGAGUGGCUUCACAGAGUUUGUGCAGUAUCAAGCCGACAAGAGCGAGGACUUGGAUAGGGCUCCGGGUGAGGGCCAUGCAGUGCUAGAUGCUCAGCCGGUGGGCAGCACCUCCUCGGAAACGGAAACGGCCUCCACUGUGGGCUCGGAGGACACCGUGGUGCACCCCUCCCCCACCAUGGGGCAUGCCUCCUCAAGCCACGGCGGGAAGGCUAAGCAGAAGACCGUCAUGCAAUGCUGCCUGGAGUACUUCCAGCAGUUCCUGACACGGCUUAUUGCGCUCUACAUCACCCCCUGCAUUGCGGCCACGCCUGCCUUCACCAGCGAGUUCAGCAGUGUGCUGAAGGGGGACAGGGCCGGGAGGGGGGGCGUGGCACUCAGUGACGCCGCCAACACUCGGUCCGCUCAAAGGGAGUGCCUGGGUGCCUUCACCGCCACCUGCCAGCUGUUCCUGGAGUGCUCCAGCUUCCCUGUUUACAUUGCCGAGGGCAACCUCAAAUCCUCACCUCAGGCUGAAGAGGCCACACAAGACUGCGAACAAGUAAAGACACCCCUGUGGCUCCAGACCUUAAUGGAUGCCUGCUGCCUUGCCAGUGAGUUCAGUAUCCAGGCUGUGGCAAUCUCUCUGGUGAUGGACCUGGUAGGCCUCACCCAGUCGGUCGCCAUGGUGACAGGUGAAAAUGUGAACAGUUUGGAGACGGCCCAACCCAUGAGUCCAAGCCAGGGGAGAGUGGCUGUGGUGAUCAGGCCUCCACUUACGCAGGGAAUACUGAGAUACAUUGCUGAAAAGACUGCAUUUUUCAAGCAUGUUGCACUGACAUUGUGGGACCAGCUGGGCGAGGGAACCCCACAGCAUCAUCAGAGGAGCGUGGAGCUUUUCUAUCAGCUGCACAAUCUGGUCCCAUCUUCCAGCAUCUGUGAGGAUGUUAUCAGCCAGCAGCUGAUUCACAGAGACAAGAAAAUUCGCAUGGAAGCUCAUGUGAAGUUUUCUGUACUCUGGCACCUGACAAGGGACCUCAAUAUUAACAAGUCUUCUCCAUUCAACCGCACUUUUGACAGGUCCCUGUUCAUCAUGCUGGAGAGUCUGAGCAGCUGGGAUGGUUCCACCUGCUCCGUUGGCCAGGCCUGGCUUAACCAGGUGCUUCAGAGACACGACAUCGCCAGGGUGCUCGAGCCUUUGCUGCUGCUGCUCCUCCACCCCAAGACCCACCGAGUGUCGGUGCAGAGGGUCCAGGCAGAGCGGCACUGGAGCAGACCCAGGAAGCUCCCUGCUGAGGAGGAGGAGGAGGAGUGUGACAGCGGCGGGCCCAACUACAAGAAAGAGAUCAGCUACGCUAACAGUUUCAGCCAGGCGCCUGUUGAGAACGGGAAGGCAGGCCCUGUAAAAGAGAAAGCCCCGAGCCUGGAGGAGAUGGAGCCCUUCAGCCUGACAGUGAACCCAUUUAACGACAGCCUAUCUCUGCUCAGCACCAGCAGUGAGAACCUGCAGCUGGCCUUCGACCUGCCAGACCAGCAGAUGGAGAUCCUCCAGAGCUCAGAGUCUGUCGGCUCCCACUCAUCUACAGGGGACAGCACUAGCUUAGAGGAGCCUGACUACACCAAUGCUGCAGGGACACCAGAAAAUGCUCCGUCUGCUCUCAUCGAAGACUCUGUAGAGGCUGUCAUACAACAGGUGGUGUCUGAAUUGGUGGACAGAGUAGCACAAAGGCUAGAAGGUCCUGAAAGUAAGGAAGAGUGCCAUCAUGUAGACUCUGACUCCUCUAAAUUGGAGUCCAGCUUGUGCCCGCAGCUCCUGGAUGAAGAUGAGGGCACACACGACAGUAUCACCAGGCACAGCUUAUUGCCUUCCAUCAUCGUGAACCUAGAGGCCACCCCUCCAGAGUCCGGCCUUCAAAUUACAGAGCCGCAGUCCCACACGAGGAGCCACAACAGCGUCCAGCUGAGCAUGAAAGGGAAGAUCAUGGAGAAGCUGACCGACAAAUCCCCAGGGGCCAAGCCCAAGGUGAAGAGCAGCAAGAAGAAAGAGGAAGCAAAGAAGAAAGCGCAAGCUGAGAAGGCCAAGCACCCUAACAUCUUCUUCGGGGACAGCUUAGACUUGGAGAACUGGUACAGCUGUGGGGAGGGGGAGGUGUCGGAGAUAGAGAGCGAAGUGGGCUCCCCUGAGCUCUGUAGGUCAGCCUCGCCCACCCGGUUUAACAUCCACCCCCUCUACCAGCACCUGUUGCUCUACCUGCAGGUGUACGACUCCUCCCGUGCGCUGCACGCCCUCUUGGCUCUGUCUGCCAUGCUGAAGGCCAACCCCGUGGGCUUCGUCAGUGCCAUCUCCACCACCAGCAUCAAUAACACCUACACUCCGCAGCUCUCCCUCAUGCAGAACCUGCUGGCCCGUCACCGUGUCUCUGUCAUGGGCAAGGACUUCUACUCCCACAUCCCAGUAGACUCCCACAGCCACGUCUUCCGCAGUUCCAUGUUCAUCGAGAUCAUCAUCUCCCUUUGCCUCUACUUCUUGCGUAGCUACUACCCCAACCACUUGGCAGCCUCCCAGCAGGACCUGUCAGGAAACCGCAACAUGCAGAUCAUGAGCAUCGAGGUCCUGACGUUGCUCUUCACGGAACUCGCCACGGUCACAGAGGCUUCGGCCAAGGGCUUCGCCAGCUUCAUCUCGGACGUGCUGUCCAAGUGCAAGGUGCAGAAGGUGGUCCUCCACUGCCUGCUGUCCUCCAUCUUCAGCGCACAGAAGUGGCAUGCAGAAAGGACAUCCGGUAGGAACGUGGCCGCCUCCGAGGAAGGCCUAUCCGAGGACAGCAUCAUCAACUUCUGCGAGGACGAGAUAGACAACUGCAGCACGCUCCAGUCACAGCUCCUCCGCCUUCUUCAGAGCCUCAUCAUCCUGGAGCACCGGGUCCUGAGCCUUCCCGAAGAGAGCGAAGCCGGCUAUGAGUUCGUCAGCAUGGAUGUGGAGCACAUCAACCCGCAGCAGCCCCUGACAUCCCUGCAGUACUUGCCCUCCCAGCCCAUCACCUCGCAGGGCAUGUUCCUCUGUGCAGUGAUAAGAGCCCUGCACCAGCACUACACCUGCAAAAUGCACCCUCAAUGGAUCAGCCUCAUCACCUCGACGCUGCCGUACAUGGGGAAAGUGUUGAGGAGGGUGGUGGCUUCCGUGACACUGCAGCUGUGCCGUAACCUGGAUAAUUUAAUACAGCAGUAUAGAUAUGAAACUGGGUUAUCCGAUAGCAGGCCCUUAUGGGUGGCAUUAAGCAUUCCCCCAGAUAUGAUCCUCACUGUUUUGGAGGGAGUGACCACUAUUAUUCAUUACUGCCUUUUAGAUCCAUCCGCUCAGUACCACCAGCAGCUGUUGGUGAAUGUUGAUCAGAAGCACCUGUCGGAAGCACGCAGUGGGAUCCUGUCCAUCCAGCACACCAUCAUGUCCUCGGUGACACUCCUGUGGAAUGUGUUAUACCUGGUGGACACGUCAGAGCGCCCAGCCACCACCUCUGCAUCCUCCCCUACCAUCAUCAAUCUGGGAUCCACUAAGAAUCUGAGGCAGCAGAUUCUCGAGCUUCUAGGACCCAUCUCCAUGAACCAUGGGGUGCACUUUAUGGCUGCCAUAGCGUAUGUGUGGAAUGAAAGGAAACAAGGCAAAAACACGUCCCGGAAUAAAGUAAUUCCCACAGCUAGUGAAGAACAACUGCUGCUAGUGGAACUAGUGCGUUCUGUCAGUGCAAUGAGAACAGAGACAGUGAUGCAGACAGUGAAAGAGGUUUUAAAGCAGCCACCAGCUAUUGCAAAGGAAAAGAAACAUCUCUCUCUGGAAGUCUGUAUGCUGCAGUUUUUCUAUGCUUAUGUGCAAAGGAUACCUGUGUCAAACCUGGUGGAUAGCUGGCCAUCUCUGCUGGCUUUACUGAAAGACUCUGUGCAGCUUGGGCUCCCGUCACCUGGCCAGUUCCUUAUACUUGGAGUUCUCAAUGAAUUCAUCUUGAAGAAUCCCAAUUUAGAAAAUAAGAAGGACCAAAGAGACCUGCAGGAUGUUACAUACAAAGUAGUUGAAGCCAUUGGGACCAUUGCUGGCUCUUCCUUGGAGCAGACUACCUGGCUGAGGAGAAAUCUGGAAGUAAAGGCCUCCCCACAGAUUGUGGUAGAUGGAGUCAGUCUUGAACCAGAUGUUGAAGGUCUCAUGCUCACUGUGAUGGAGGCUUCCAGUUUUACACCAUCUGUAUACAGCGUGCAUGCAUUGACAUUGCUGGCUGAGGUCCUGGCUCAUCUGUUGGACAUGGUGUUUUACAGCGACGAGAAAGAGAGGGUUAUUCCUUUAUUGGUUAACAUUAUGCAUUACGUAGUGCCCUACCUCCGCAACCACAGUGCCCAUAAUGCACCCAGCUACCGUGCCUGUGUGCAGCUGCUGAGCAGCCUUAGUGGAUACCAGUACACCAGGAGAGCGUGGAAGAAGGAAGCCUUCGACCUCUUCAUGGACCACACAUUCUUUCAGAUGGAUUCCUCAUGUGUCAGUCACUGGAGAGCUAUCAUGGAUCACUUGAUGACCCAUGACAAAACCACAUUCCGAGACUUGAUGACGCGGGUUGCCUUGGCGCAAAGUAGCUCCCUCAAUUUGUUUACAAACCGAGAUGCCGAGCUGGAGCAGAGAGCCAUGCUCCUCAAGCGCCUGGCCUUCACCAUUUUCAGCAGUGAGGUGGACCAGUACCAGAAAUACCUCCCAGACAUCCAGGAGAGGCUAGUGGAGAGUCUGCGCUUGCCCCAGGUCCCGACGCUCCAUGCACAGGUGUUCCUGUUUUUUCGGGUGCUUCUCCUAAGAGUGUCUCCACAGCACCUGACCUCCCUGUGGCCAACAAUGAUCACAGAGCUGGUGCAAGUAUUUUUAUUGAUGGAACAGGAACUCACAGCAGACGAAGAUAUUUCAAGGACUUCGGGCCCAUCAGUGGCUGGGUUGGAAACGACUUACACUGGGGGUAAUGGAUUCUCCACCUCCUACAACAGCCAGCGCUGGCUCAACCUCUACCUCUCUGCCUGCAAACUGCUGGACUUGGCCCUGGCUCUACCUUCGGAAAGCCUGCCACAGUUCCAGAUGUAUCGUUGGGCUUUCAUUCCAGAAGCAUCGGAUGAUUCUGGGUUGGAGGUCCGUAGGCAAGGCACUCACCAAAGGGAAUUCAAGCCCUAUGUUGUUCGACUAGCAAAAUUGCUAAGGAAGAAGGCAAAGAAAAACCCGGAGGAGGACUGCUCAGGCAGAGCCUUGGCCUGGGAGCCGGGUCACUUGUUGCUGACUCUCUACACCAUCCGUAGCAUGGAGCAGCUGCUGCCCUUCUUCAACGUGCUCGGCCAGGUGUUCAAUUGCAAGGUGACGAGCAGCUCUGCAGGACACUCAGGGAGCCCGGUCCUGUACCCCAACAAGGACAUCAAAAUGGAGACCCAGAAAGUGUUCUGGAGCAAAGCCAGACAGAAAAUAGAGGAGAUGGUCGAGAAGGACUUUCUUGAAGGGGUAAUAAAAACAUGAGCAAAAGAAAAAAAAAAAAAAAA
Messenger RNA from Acipenser ruthenus (sterlet), 7691 nucleotides. RefSeq names its product protein dopey-1-like. Gene Ontology annotation, biological process: Golgi to endosome transport. Bases 364 to 7668 code for a protein of 2434 amino acids. Gene Ontology annotation, cellular component: endosome; trans-Golgi network. The record is from RefSeq and is a predicted model, not a curated record. The transcript has 38 exons. Lineage: Eukaryota; Metazoa; Chordata; Actinopteri; Acipenseriformes; Acipenseridae.